Meloidogyne enterolobii is the source of this 770-nucleotide messenger RNA. The record is from the annotation of a GenBank genome assembly. Lineage: Eukaryota; Metazoa; Nematoda; Chromadorea; Rhabditida; Meloidogynidae.
AUGAAAUUAUAUUUGGAGGCAUUUGUAAAAUUUCUUUUCAGAUAUUUCUUUGUUCGCGAAGUCAAUGUCACUCGGUUACUUAGUCCAGAAUUCCAACACAGUUUGGAUUUGUAUGACAAAGUAAUGGAGUUUGAUAGUAAGGGAAUAGAACAUGGAUUAUCAAAUAAAGAUGCUCAUGGAAAACGAUUUAAGCCAAAAUGGAAUAUUUGGGGAGGUCUUUAUUUUGCUGGAACUAUUUUUACGACAAUUGGUUAUGGGGACAUUGUGGCUGAAACAAUCGGUGGAAAAUGUUUAGUUGUGAUAUAUGCGUUGAUUGGAAUACCUCUUAGUAAGUUAGGAAUUUUUAACCUAAAGUUCAGUUUUUUAGAUAAUGUAAGGAUGAUUCAUCUAGAGCAUUUAAAACGUUUAAGCGGGGGCUCAUGUGUGUGGUGAGCAAAAGCGCCUAGCAAUGACUGUCAAGAGGUCGUAGGUUCGAAUCCUGCCCGGUUGCUAAACUUUUUGCUUAACUCUUUCCAUAACCUAGGGGUGGAAAAAUAAUUAAUAAUUAAAAAUGAGGGGUAGAUUGAUAUUGGGUAGGUAGAUCGUCCACCAAAUUUUAUAUUUGAUUAGUUUUUGCAAGUUUAGAAAUUAGGUCGACUGUAUUUUUAUAAGUUUAAGUUCUUAGUAAUUCAAGUGAUAAUUUUUUUAUUUUUCAAGUCAUUUCUUUUCUUAAUGUUUGGGGAAACGUUCUUCUCCGCGUUGUUCAAUGUACUCUUUAAUAUUUUUACUUU